GUAAUUCUUCCAAGCUCCCAAGUGACGUGGCUUCAAUGACGGCACGAGUCGUGCUGUUACGGUGAAAUUGUGUCGUUUUAAUAUAAUUGUAAAACAAUAUUGUAACUAUGAGAAUUUGAUAGUUGAGAUUAUUUAAGAUACUUUCAAACUCAUUGUCGGGAAACGAUAAUUAAACGUUGAUUUAAUUAGAAAAAUGACUACUUAUGAAGAUUUCAUUCAACAAAAUGAAGACCGCGAUGGAGUACGUAUCACUUGGAAUGUUUGGCCUUCUUCACGUUUAGAUGCCACCAGACUUGUCGUGCCAUUAGGAACACUUUACCAACCGAUCAAAGAAAGGCCAGAUCUUCCACCAAUACAGUAUGAUCCUGUUCUUUGUACAAGAUCUACUUGUAGAGCAAUUUUGAAUCCACUGUGCCAGGUGGAUUACCGUGCUAAGCUAUGGGUGUGCAACCUUUGCUUUCAGAGGAAUCCUUUUCCUCCACAAUAUGCUGCUAUUUCAGAACAACAUCAGCCGGCUGAAUUGAUACCGAAGUUUUCGACAAUUGAAUAUACCAUAAUGAGAGCACAAUGCUUGCCUCCUAUUUUCUUGUUGGUCGUGGAUACAUGUAUGGAUGAUGAAGAACUAGGUUCCCUCAAAGAUUCAUUGCAAAUGUCACUUUCUCUGCUCCCAUCUAAUGCCCUAAUUGGUCUUAUUACAUUUGGAAGAAUGGUCCAAGUUCAUGAACUAGGUUGUGAAGGAUGUAGUAAAAGUUAUGUUUUUCGGGGUACUAAGGAUUUACAACCAAAACAAGUCCAAGAUAUGUUGGGUAUAGGCAGACCAAUGCCGGGUCAAAAUCCAAAUCAACAAAGAGGACCAAGUGGACAACCACUUCCGCCAGCUAAUCGCUUUUUACAGCCUGUACAUAAGUGUGAUAUGAGUUUAACAGACCUUCUGGGAGAAUUACAACGCGAUCCAUGGCCGAUCGGUCCGGGAAAACGUCCAUUGCGAUCAACUGGUGUCGCACUAGCCGUUGCUACUGGUCUUUUGGAAGCCAGUUAUGCUAAUACAGGAGCUAGAAUAAUGUUAUUUGUCGGUGGGCCUUGUUCUCAAGGACCAGGUCAAGUCGUAACGGACGACUUAAGACAGCCUAUUAGAUCUCACCAUGAUAUUCAAAAAGAUAACGCCAAACAUAUGAAAAAGGCGACUAAACACUAUGAUUCUCUCGCGUCACGAGCCGCAACCAAUGGCCACAUAAUAGAUAUAUACUCAUGCGCUCUCGAUCAAACUGGUCUGUUAGAAAUGAGACAAUGUUGUAACUCAACAGGUGGUCACAUGGUCAUGGGAGAUUCUUUCAAUUCUUCUCUAUUUAAACAAACGUUCCAACGUGUGUUCGCUAAGGAUCAUAAAGGCGACUUGAAAAUGGCAUUUAAUGCGACAUUAGAAGUAAAGACAUCGCGAGAGAUCAAAGUUUCGGGUGCGAUUGGACCCUGUGUGUCUCUGGGCGUAAAAGGAUCGAGUGUCGGAGAACAGGAAGUAGGAUUAGGUGGAACGUGUCAGUGGAAAUUUUGUUCCCUUACGCCAUCCAGUACUACAGCAUUGUUUUUCGAGGUUGUUAAUCAACAUACUGCGCCGAUUCCUCAAGGUGGAAGGGGCUGCAUUCAGUUCAUCACACAGUAUCAACAUAGUAGUGGUCAACGAAGAAUCAGAGUUACUACGAUCGCUAGAAAUUGGGCGGAUGCAUCAACAUCUUUGCAUCAUAUAAGUGCUGGUUUUGAUCAAGAAGCAGCAGCUGUUCUUAUGUCACGUUUAGCGGUAUUUAAAGCAGAGAGUGAUGACGGACCAGAUGUUCUAAGAUGGGUCGAUCGAAUGCUUAUCAGAUUGUGCCAGAAAUUCGGAGAAUACGCAAAAGAUGAUCCAAACAGUUUUAGACUUGCAGAGAAUUUCUCUUUAUAUCCUCAAUUUAUGUAUCAUUUGCGUAGAUCGCAAUUCUUACAAGUAUUUAAUAAUUCCCCCGAUGAAACUAGUUUUUAUAGACAUAUGCUCAUGCGAGAAGAUUUAACAAAUUCUUUAAUAAUGGUGCAGCCAAUUUUGUAUAGUUAUGGAUUUAGUGGUCCCCCAGAACCAGUUUUAUUAGAUACUUCGUCUAUUCAACCAGACAGGAUUUUAUUGAUGGAUACUUUCUUCCAAAUCCUUAUAUUCCAUGGAGAGACCAUUGCACAAUGGCGCCAAUUAAAAUAUCAAGAUUUGCCGGAAUACGAGAAUUUCAGACAAUUAUUAGCAGCGCCUGUUGAUGAUGCCGCUGAAAUAUUAGCUGAACGGUUUCCUGCACCAAGAUAUAUUGAUACUGAACAAGGUGGUUCACAAGCGAGAUUUUUAUUGAGUAAAGUAAAUCCAAGUCAAACCCACAAUAAUAUGUACGCCUAUGGAGCGGGGAUGCCGAUACCCAGUGGGGUGUGUUCUUCAUUCAUUUGAUAAUUAUAUUUCUCUUAUUAUAUUUGCUUUCAUUGCUUUGGUAAUGGAAUUUGAUCGAAAAAAUUUACAGACCUAGACAGUUGAUAUCUAUCUAUGCAGUAAAAUAUUUAUUUUCUCUUUAUCAUACACGUUUCUUAACAGUAGUAAAAUAACUAACAUAUUAAUCGUUACUUCGAAAGUUUACAGGAACAUUAAUAUUGAGUCGUUUUAAUUUAUCUGACAUUAUUUAACACAAUUUCAUGUUGCUAUAAAGCAAGCAUAAAAUUCUACACACUUUAACAGUUUUUUGUAGCAGUAUUGUCACAAUUCACUGGUGGUUGGCAUCAAGACAUCUUUUUUCUUAAAAUAUAUUUUUAUCAAUUGUAACUAACUCUAAUAUCUUUUCUUCUUUUUUUCUAUGGAUUUGGGAAUAAAACUCUUUGAUUCCUCUCUACUUCUACAAUUAUCAAUUGUAAUUUCUAAUUAAUUGUUAUUAUGAUUUAGGAAAGUGGAGCACCUGUCUUAACUGACGAUGUCAGUCUACAAGUAUUCAUGGAGCAUUUGAAAAAAUUGGCUGUAUCAUCCACGGCUUAAAAUGCAGCAAUACAAAAGAUAUUCUCAUUGUUUUGCAUAUGCAAAAUUUAAUGCCUCAGACACUAUGAUGAUAAUUGACACCUAUAGUUGCAGUCUAUUAAGGAAGGUAAAAUAGAUACAGUAAGAAUUUCCAUUAUAAUGAAAAUAUACGAUUAAUGAAAUAUAUAAUAAUUCUCCAAUAUUUUUUCCGAAGUCAAGAUAUAAUUCAUGUACAAAUAAAAUACAUAGUAUUAAUGUAAUACAUAUUUUACAUCCAUGUUUCCAUUUUUUUAAUGUGUCAUUAAUAUCAUAAUUUAUUUUUCAAGAAUGCUCUUUAUUAUAAAUGUGAUCACGUUCUCAUUUUCUUUUGGAAAAUUGUAAACAGUGAAGCAGAACGAAUAAUGGAUUAGUUAUUGUAAACAACAGGUUAAAAAUCUGUAAUGGCAAUCGAGUUUGUAUAUUAUGAAUCAUAAAAAUAUAUAAUAUUGUACUAUUUUUUAUUAAUUAAAACUGCAGCUGUUUUAAUAACAAUUUGAAAGAAAUGCAAUUUA
Messenger RNA from Bombus huntii, 3555 nucleotides. It is a transcript of the gene Sec23, whose product is annotated as protein transport protein Sec23A. NCBI's taxonomy places the organism in Eukaryota, Metazoa, Arthropoda, Insecta, Hymenoptera, Apidae. Gene Ontology annotation, biological process: COPII-coated vesicle budding; intracellular protein transport; endoplasmic reticulum to Golgi vesicle-mediated transport. Gene Ontology annotation, cellular component: endoplasmic reticulum exit site; COPII vesicle coat. Gene Ontology annotation, molecular function: zinc ion binding; GTPase activator activity. The coding region runs from base 194 to 2452 and encodes 752 amino acids. The transcript has 11 exons. The record is from RefSeq and is a predicted model, not a curated record.